AUCAAUGUCGCCUUUUUAUGACGUCACUAGCGACGGAGACGGUCCACAUGUGAAAACUGCAAGGGCCAAAAAUCAACAUAACACACUAUCCGUGUCAUUUUGUUUUACAGCUAUGGAUGCUCUACCGGCAGACGUCAAGGCUUUCCUUCUUAAUCACCCUUUCCUUGAGCUGACCGACGGCCAAAAGAUCAAGUGCACACUGAACGGCCAUGAGUUUCCAUGUAACCUGGAAGAGCUGCAGAAUUUCAUCAAAGGGAAGAAAUAUCAGAAACUGAGCUCCCAAGCGGAGUUUAACUACAACCAGUAUGAGCCACACAUUGUGCCAAGCUCGAAACAACCCAAUCAGCUCUUCUGCAAGCUGACCCUCAGACACCUCAACCGACAUCCACAGCAUGUUUUAAAACACGUCAAUGGGAAACGCUACAAGAAGGCCCUCGCCAAAUAUGAGGAAUGUGUGAAGCAGGGGAUCAAAUUCAUUCCCAUCAGUCUCCAGCACAAAAGGCCAAAGUGUACAGAUGACGACGUCUCCCCUGGGCGCACCUCCAAACACGGCGCGUGGGAGCCGCCUUCCAGCGACAAAGACUGCAGCGAUUCGGAAGACAGCAUGAGUGACCUCUACCCCCAAUGUAUGUUCCCGUUGAAGAACUCCGCAGAGGAAAACAUGGAAGCGAAUGAAGAUGACUUCCAAACAGAUGAAGGUGAAGAGAUGGAGGUGGACACACAGGCGGUGCAGAAACGUAAAAAGGUCCAGGGUGGCGGCUUCCAGAAGAAAUUCAAGUGGAAAGGCCAGAAUAAGAAAUCAGCAAAAGUCCAAAAUGGAAAGUAAAAGAUUCCUAACUUUAGAGGUUUGAUUGUCUUGUUGCACAUUUUGUGAAGAAAAUACAGAACAGUUUGCAAAAA
Molecule: messenger RNA, 900 nt
Organism: Doryrhamphus excisus (bluestripe pipefish)
Lineage: Eukaryota; Metazoa; Chordata; Actinopteri; Syngnathiformes; Syngnathidae
Gene: surf2
Product: surfeit 2
Source: RefSeq, a predicted model, not a curated record